Molecule: messenger RNA, 14713 nt
Organism: Porites lobata
Lineage: Eukaryota; Metazoa; Cnidaria; Anthozoa; Scleractinia; Poritidae
Source: the annotation of a GenBank genome assembly
GGGGCCUCAAUUGAUUUGCAAAUAAUUGGAAACUUUAAUUCGACAGAAAAUAAUUAAAAACUGUCUGGCUUGCCACUCAAGUCUUGUCAAUUCCCAGAAGCAUCUUUUGAAAAGUGAUCGCUGCGACCUGACGAAGCUCAAAGCUCUGCCGCUGCACGAAAUUUAAACCGUGUACGCUUGAAGUGCAACGUGGAGUACCACCUUCGUAUCUCCCUGCGGCGAUCAUUUGUGCAACUCGACCAUUUCUACCGCAGAGGAGUGGAGUAAGGCCAAGCAAAACAAAAACUGCCGUGACUGAAUAACGUUUUGCGCCACCGACUGGUAGAGAGCCCGGGGUUAUAAAACAUUUAGCACCGACCGUGAAUUAAGCUUAAUUAUGACGUCCCAGUUGGGCCCUUUAGGGACGAACACUUCAACUCAACCAGUACAGAGACAAUCGGGUAGUAAGAGAAAGCGAUCACAAACUCGUGACUUGUCGCCUCCAUUGACUCCUCUAUCUCCAUCCGCAUCUCAUUCAAAACGAAGUGAGACUUCAACAUCCGCCUUCGAGCUGAUCGAAGCCGAGGUAAGCAUAUAAGUACAUUGUAAACCAAGUCAAGUAGUGAACCGAUCACUGUCUGCACUUGUCACAAUACACUUGAUCCUCUAGCGAGUUUAAGUCGCUCGUUCAGCUAAGUGAUCGACUCAACAACCUGACGUUUCGUCAUAUAUGGCGGUAGGCUAAAAUUCGCCAAGUCCUUGCAUAACUUUGAAAAUCAUCGCUGCCAGUUUUGACGGUAUCGAUGUUGUGAGAGUGUGUCACACCGGUAUACCACAGCGCAUGCUACCUUUCGUGAGAUAAUAGGGUUAUUAACUCCAUAUGCCUUUUCAUUUGAUAGGAACGAGUCCUUGGGCUCCAUGGAGUAAGCACAGUCAGUGGAUCGGGCGUCGUAUCGUCGCCAUCGUCCAAUGUUACAAGUGCAGGUAUAGUGUCGUGUGCCCCUCGUCUGUCUCAUACUCCACCUCACGACUUCCGUGAGGUUCUCGCCUCAUCGAUGCAACCUCAAGCUCAUCAAUACUACGCUCCGCAGUAUAAUCCGUUACACUUUCAACAGCAGCAACCUCCAAGGUUCGACUUUUCGCACCCGCUAGAGCCGUUUCAAACAGCGCAUUCACAGCAAUACGGCAAUGGACCAACAGGCUUUCACCCAACUACCGGGGCGCCUCAUCAAUCUAUGGCCGGGCCUAAUCAUCCACAGCCUGUGUCGCAGCAUCAAGCACGCCAUCCUGUUCUCCGAACACGACCGUCCGAUGUGGAAGCUUUGCAACAAGCGCACAUAAAUCAUCAGUUUGCUGGAGCGGCCAUGGAACACGCGAGGAGAAGAGAGGUGUAUUCAGCCGUACGUAGGCCUGAUAUGUUCGAUAUGUUAUCAACGACCAAUAUACCGGACGCGCAGGUAAAUGACACAAAUUUUGCUCUUUUCCUUAGUUGUCACACUGUGCUGUUCUUCUAAAAUUGAAGCCAAAAAAAUUCGAACUUUUCAGAGAGCUUCGGUUUCUUCUCCGCCAUUUGCACGCGCUAGGGAUGCGACGCAACGGCAUCACAACGUGCGAGGGCAGAACGAAAGAACAAAUAAAACUUUGGAGAAAAUAUCAGAGGAAGCCGCUUUUUUAUCCUUUCAGGCACGAAGCAGUCGGUAAUGCCAGUUACGGUUUUUGAGAUAACCACGAGCAUCCGUUGUGGGUCUUAAACAUCUGUGAUCAUUGAAAUUCAGGUGCUGACUGACACCCUCCUUAUAGAGCGUGUGAGCAAACUAAAUCUUAAGAUACGCCAAUCUUCAAGGUCACAAGUGACAAUUUUGAGUUCUCCGGUCAAUAUUAUCUUUAAAGCCUGUAGCGUUAUACCUAGUGCUGUUUAUAGCUAACACUCAAGCUAAAUUUCCUUUCCAUUCAACUGCCUUUCAAGUCCGCGGCAAUAUACCACCCUGCCUUUAUUUGCCUUAUCAAGUCUUCCUUCGGAGCAAAGCCGAAAAUCGAUCGCAAAGUCCUGUGGCGCGAAGUGGUUUGUUUUCAAGUUUUAACCGGCGCCGUUGAUAACUAGGAAGUUUGCUCCCUACAAUUUUGAACAAUAUGUGUGUUUUUGUGGAACAGUUGCCUACAUCAAUAACAUGAAAAUACGAGAAAAAGUCACGAUAGCGCGACGUAUGACAAUGGAUUCCUUAAGCCUUAAGACAAAAAGCACUUGAGUAGCGUGAGGUGUUGCGGUUUGAAACGGAAGACUUCUACUAAUAUCUCUUUUCUAGCUUUUUUAACAAUGCUUUCUAGACUACUCUGUUGAAGUUAAUGAAUAACGGUUGUCCGGGCUAUUUUAUACGGGAAACAAAGAGUUCAAAAUGCUAACUACUUUCUUAACAAAAACCGAACAAAUCAUUUGCAAGGGAAAGUGUCACUCCAGGUGAAAAUUUAUAGGCGUUGAGCUGAACACAUAAAAAUUACCAUCGACACCUUCUUCGUGACUUCCUAGCGUUUUAGUGUUUGGGAAACGGGUUGCCUAUUUAUGAAGAAUAGGUGUUUUAACAAAGCUUAAAUCAUUCCAUUUUGAAGUUUUCAAACACCCCAUGUGGAGCAGAAGACAUAAAUAAAUUCGAAACAUUCGUCUAUCAAUACUCUUAUACCACAGUGAGAUCUAAACAUUAUAAAAGGUGGACCGUAAAGACCAUUCUUCGUGAGAAAAGAGAGUUUUUCAAUUACAAAAUCUUACAGUCGAAGAAAAAAGGUGAUGACGAGUCGGUCGCAGUAUAUAUACAAACACUUCUCAUUUUCGCCUCAUUGACCACAAGUCGCUGUUACUAUCAUGAAAAAUUGGAAGCGAGAGGGUUGAUGUCUGUUGGUAGAAAAUUGAAGUUAAAAUGCACCUCAACAAUACAUUGAAUCCUUUCUACUGCAUUUAAUGACUUUUUUUUGGCAUCUCGCAAGAAGCCGCUUGCCGAGGCGCCUAGAUUUUUGAAUAGGCAAUAUAUCAAUAUAUCGUGGUCUUCUGUGUUUAGACGUCUUCCUUUUUGAGCUCUCAGUAGGGAGCAAUUAUAAAACAACCACGGAGUGGCUCGCUCCGUCGAACAUUCUAUUCAUUGUAUCCGAUAACACUGACGUUUUCCCCAAGUUGUAUUUUCUGGAAAAACUCCUCUAGGAACUUUUCAUAAAAAAAUUCAGUCUCUUUGCUAGUGUUUACGAUCGUAUGGCUGUAUUUAACGGUUUAUCUUCACGGUUCUUUUCACGGCGGAUCAGUGUUGACCCCAGAGCACUUUACAGCCUGUUGGUAAAGGUGUAAAACACUCCAGGUUUCCUAAUCUCAUUUGCUUAGUUUACUUUAAGAUUUUAAAGUGAUUUUCAAACACGCGACUUAGCCAAGGCGUUUAUUGAUCAACCCUUUGACAACAGGUCCGACUAAGAGUUUCUUCGCUUCGCGAUAAUUAGCCAACAGAAAUUUCAACUGUCGGGCGUCAAGCCAACCCUCGCUAGCAAAAAUUACAAUGAAAGGGCGGAAGGCAUUAAAUAGAUCUGCGGCUUUGAAAUAAAAACGUAGCGAUUAGCAAAACCAUUUCGAACCCCACAACAACACAUUUGUUCUUUGAUUAUUUAGUGAAUUUUUUUGCAUCUUUCUUCGACUACUUGUUCCAUAGUGUAUAGAUUACACCUUCACAGCUUGGGUGCUUUCAUUUCAAACGAUCCCUUUGAAACAAAAGAAUAGCCAACAGUAUUAGAAAGAAAAUUUCGUUGGCCGACUUUUAAACAAGGAUGUGUUCUUUGUCUCUUAAAAAAUGUCGAAUAAAAUGAUUGCUACGCCAUACAAAGACACCUAAAUAUUUAUCUGGCAUUCAUUAUUGUCUUAUUUUCUUUGCGCUUACAGAAUCAUCGAUCUGGAUUAAACAAUAAAAAUGGAGAAACACCUAAUCACCACAGUGUACGAGACGGUAAGUGAAGAACUUUAUAAUUUUUCGUUUGAAUGACUCUGUUCUGGUUAAAAAUAUAGCUUAAAGGGACACAACAUGCAAAGACUUUGUCUUCUAGUUUUCUUUAGUCACAGUUAUUGUUUUGAUCCAGAAAAUAAAAGUUUAGAUCCAUGUUGCGUAAUAUAACAUCAGCACUACAGGAAAGUACAACUCAACGAUUUUCAUUAGAAGCAUGAGUUCACACUUCUAGUUUGUAUCCAUAAACGUCAUUAUCUUAAGAGGGGAAUGUAAUAAGGAUUACGAGCAGUCCGCCAAAGACUGAAUCCUCUGUAACUUCCCAAUUUUUCAAAUCAGCUCUUAUCGUGUUUAUGAAGACAAGAAAAUAUCUAAUUUACUUUAGUCAGAGGGCAAAACCUUAUCACCUUAUUUUCUAAUAAAAUCGCCGAGAAAAGCUUUUACUGCAGGUGUGUAAAAGAUCUUCAUAGUCAGCAGACAUUUAGCGUGGUUGUUCUAGAAAUAGACAUUUCCUUUUUCUGAACACCAGCUAAACUUUGAAUAGUCAGUCAGUGAUAUUGGCAGUGAACAGCAAUUCAUUCACCCUACCCAAUAAAAAAGUAUAGUAUGUCAGAGUUAAGCCGCUUUUCACAUGUAUAGUGAAAAAAAAAACGAAUAAUCUUACUCGAUUUCAAAUCAUUAAAGCGUUCUGCGAGUUCUUAUUUGAUAAAAAAGAGAGGAAACGGAAAGAUUUAUCUCUUUGCGUCAGUACUUAGCGCGUUCGUCCUAUUCUCGUAAUUAAAGAAGGAUUUAAAACCCAAACAAAGGCGAAGAGCUUAAACCUCUACUUCAUGAAUUUUUCCUUUAAAAGUGUAGAGGAACUAGGUUUCGUUUGUAUGUGAUUAAAUUUGGGGUGAUGUAUCGGUGCAAAAUGGCUUCACUAAUCAAUUUUUCUACCAUGAGUACAUCGUAUGUACCUUGUCUGACAAAGAAGGAUCUUGUAGAAUUUUCAAUUGAGCAAAUGUGCAUAAGUUAUUUAUCUUUUCCAUCAUUAGUGGAGAGACAAUAUUUUGCUUGAGUCAUCAAUCUGCCUUUGACAAGAAAUGGAAAGAACUGAAAUAUAUAACUGGCCAUGUCACAAAACAAUUUAAAUAAAAUUCAAAUUGCAAUAAAGAAUAAGAUUUGUGUGGUUUCCUCUUUGUUUUACUGUUCAUUUGAAGCCGUGCAUUAUUGUGAGUACAAUUCUUAUCCAACAGUGUUCUUCCAUUUCUUUUUCUUUUUUUUUUUUCGUUGUCUGUUAAGAAAAAUAUAGAAAAAUAAAGGAAUAGGAGCCAUAUAUUGACCUGAAAAAAUCGUGUUUGUUGAAGAGAACGUUUAAUUUAUUUCAUAUCACCUCAGGCUGGAAAACGUAACUGAUUUUGAAAGUUUGCUUCGUUCUUUAAAGGCUUAAUUGGCCCAUUUUCAUGUUACUGUUAUUACGAUAAUUACUUCUUGCACUUAUUUGUGUUCGUGGGUUGUGUUUCACUACACAGCAGUGAACUCUACCCCCCGAGCCUGCAGACCAGGACAACUGUUUGGGCAAACGAACAUGUUCGGCUACGGGUUGCCGGCACAUAUUUAAUUUCAUGGCCUUUACCAGCUAUGCAGGGUACUUGGAUAGGGCAACUUAAUAACUACUGGAAAAUUACAGUUUGUUUAGGCUUGUUAGAAAAUGCCUCUGGCUGACUCAAAAUUGCAGCAUACUACGAAUGUCAAAGGAGGAAGUAGUAUUUCAUUAAAUUCAUAUUUUCUUUCAACAUUUUGUUAAAAGAAUAUCUGUUGUAAAAUGACAAAUAUCAUUCAGCCUGAAUUUAAAUAUAUCUCUGUACUUUUCCAGGAGACAAGUUCUAUAUUGGAAAGACUUAAGCAAUAUCUUAUUUAGUCCCAAUAAUAUGUGUUCCCACAUUUACACAUUAACAUUGCUUAUAGCUAUUAACGAUAUUUGUUCCGCGUUAGUUUAUGCUUAUUUAUUUACCUAUUUUGCUCGACUGAAGUUCAAUUUUCUGACACUAACUCUUUAAGCUGUCAACAGUUCUGCCGUUUUAAUCAAUUGAACGGUCUCGGAAAAUUUUGUUCGGAAAUAAAGUUCUUUCAGUAGGUUUGAAUCAAGCUUUGGAAAAUGGGGGAAAUGAUGCUGUCAGAAAGAGGAUUACCUUGAACAAAAAUGUCACUGAUCAAAACCUGGCUGUUUUUCUGAAAAUGAAGCGAUUGUAGUUUAUUUUCUAGUUUUCCGAUGUUUCUGCGGGCAGGCGGACACAGUUUUUAUACUGUUGUCGUUACUUUUCUUUGUAUUAUGAUAUUUAUUUUUGAUCAUUGUUAUUAUCGUUCUAAUGUUAAUUUCUACUGACGACAAAAAACAUCUGCUAUAAAAGUUACGCAGAAAGCUUGAAAGGGCUGUUCUUAAGGUGCAAAUUACUAAGAGCAGGUGAAUGCUUUUCUUAUGUUAAUGUUUUAUGAAAAAAUGUAGUUUUACAGGAAAUAUGGGGAAGCCAGCAGAACGCAGUCAUACAUACAUAUACCGCUUGUUCUUCACAUACAGUCAGUCAAUAAGUGUCAUCAACCGCAGUAUAUGGGGGCAGAAUUGAUAUUGCAAACAAAAGAUAAAAGUACACCAACUUUACGGCGUGUUUCCAGCGAUUAUUGCUGUCAUGACAGCUUUUUGUUCUCGUGAAAUCCUAUACCAUGCAAUAUUAUGUUUAUUUCUCUUUGAAAUUCAAAUAUCCUUCUUGUUUUAAGGUGAUAAUUUUUGUUCUGUUAUAAGAAUUUGUUGACCGGACACGCGGUUUGAUAUGGUCUGAAAAACACAACUUCUAGUAUCAUAUCAAUGACACAGUUUUUAAGUGAAUAUAUUUCCCAGCAGGGGUCAACAUACACAGACAUACGCUAAACCUCUGUAGACACCUACUCAUAACGGAUUGCUUAAAAAUUGCUCUCACUUUGAAAAAUGCGGAAGAUAAACUUCGAUAAGAUAUAUUUUUAAGUCAUCUACUGCAGAAUAAGGAUGCAAAGUAAGAAAUUUGUUGUUCGGUGUACGACAGCAGCAAAAUAAGAAUACUUGCAGAACCGCAUCGAGAAUGAAUCAAACUACUUAUUUAAGGAACUGUUUACGCAAGACCGUGGCAAAUGCUUCAGCAGAAACUAAUUUAUUUCGCAACUUUGUGACCAAAACAUCAGACUCAGAUAAAAAAGUUAUAGUAGUUUGACAAAUAUCGAAGAAAAUCUGCUUUCCAUUUUAAUUGUUGGCGACAUAACUUUCUUCAUUUGUGUUAUAUAUAUAUAUAGUGGAUAUCGGAAUGGGUCACUUGAAAACUCUAUGAACCAUCAAACCAUACAUCGCUAAAAAUACUCUAAUAAAACAUCUUAAUCUUAGUGACGCCAACCUAACAUUUAUUAAGAUUCUUUAAGAUGUCGGCAUCUUUUGUGCAUUGGUAAUUUUGUCGUUAUAGUUGAGAUCUAUCAUAGCAGUUUCAUGUCUCUAAUGGCCCGCUCAUGAAAAUGGGCGUUCAAAAAUUGCAGUUUUCUUCCUUAACAUCACGAAAUAAAACAAACAGUUUAUCUGUGUAAAACUUUAAAAUACAGUGUCUAUUUCAAUUCCAUAUCAGAGAAUCUUGCAAACCACACAGUUUGUGACCCCCCUGGUUGGACGUUGUCUUACAAAUGCGAGUGAAUAUGUAGUUAAAACAGCUUGCUUGUUUUGAUUUUCUUUAUUUAUGUUUAUGUUUUGUGAAAUUAAUUGCAACAAGCGCAUUUUGCCAGGGACGUAAUAGGUGUCCCAGCCAUUUAAUCUAUGUAGUGUUUGAUGCUUGACUGAGUUCUGGUUUGUUUCAGGACCUUUGAGCCGGCCUACAUUACUAAACCAGUAUGAUUCAACACGCGCCAUUUGUUCUUCGCAAUUCCACCAGAAACUUUUCCGGGGGCUAAAUUGAUAGAGUUUUUAAUCCUCGCUUUAAACCAUAGUAGUCUGUGCCUCGCAGCUAUCAUGACCAUUUUUUGUCUCGAGAGUUCAGUUAUAAGCGCUCUGUUAUUAAAAAAUUUCAGAUAGUGUUCUUCAAGUUAAAGAGUUUUGAGGCUAAAAUGUACAUUUGCUGUCAGUUAUCGGGUGUAUAACUCAGAAUGGUUCCCAAAAUCCAAAAAAUGAAAUGAGUGACAUGCCCUUGCCAAACAGAGGAGAGAAAGUUGGUUGACUUAAUUCGCAUGUUCCGGCGUUAUUUGUCUGAGUAAGACUUGGCACGAGCUUACAAAUCACUGCUACUUUAAUACACAGAGAACGUCAUUUAUGCUCAUUUUCAACCUCUAUUGUAGAAAAUUCGCUAAAAUUUGAUUCUCUGACUUGACUGUUUGUUAGAAACACAUUUUGUGAACCAACUUGAGAUAAAUUCGCUCCUAUAGAUUGUAUCUUUGAGCAACAGUUAUUUGGUAGGAGAGGUCGAAAAAGUUUUUGUCAGUGAUGUUAGUGAACGGGAAAGUUGACGAUUAAUUUGGUUCGCUUUGCAGAAAGUCCUUUAAUUUAAAGAUCCUUUUUUUCUUGAGAACAGCAGCCUUUUUGAUUAAGAGAAAAGAAAUAGUAUAAAUUAAAAAUAGUAAUCUUACUUCAUUUCUCAUAAGUGCAAAGUCUUUGAAAGAAAUGAGAAUACAAUAUUUAGUCAUUCGAAUGGGUCUGUUUAUCUCUAAAAGAGUAAUCCUUAAAGAGCUCUUUUUUCAUAUCCGCAUCUUAGCUUUUUAGUGUCUGUCAAGGCCAUGAUAAAUCUUGGCCUCAGUUCUGUACUUUGUCUCUGUUCUUGAUCUGCCGGUUCCGAGGGACUUAGUGUCGUUUGGAUGCCGAGAUGCUUUAACAUAACCGUAAUUGCGUCGAGAACUUUAUUAAAAUCAGGACAAACUGUUUAUAAGCAUGUAAAGAGGCGUUGAUGCUUAACCUUUAAUAUAAAUGCCGCCAGCAAAUUUUGGCAGAUUUAAAAGCUGCAAAUGGGCGGGCGAUAACCCUAAGCCAAAAGCGUCUUAACUUAUUAAUUCCUCUUUAAUAAAGGAAAAAUUAAUAAUGCUGGCCUAUAUGGAUUAGUAUAAGACCAGGUCGCUCGCUUUAAGCGACUGAAGGUUUCAGCUGCAUUUUCUCGCUAUUUUAUUUUGGUAAAAAGUUAUUUCCGUGCAUAAGGUUCAAUGUCAGUCUUUAUUUCUUAAGUACCUUGAAAUGUUGUUCCGACAACAAGCUCACGUGGUACAUGUUAAUUCUUGCAUCUUGCUGCUUUCUGUGUGGUUUUAAACUGAGCCUACAUGUUUCUUGCGAACGUACAGAAAAACAUGUCUGGACUUUAACGUAGUUCCCUCCACUUAAUUAAAAAUAUAAACCAAGUUUUUGUUCGAAAUACGCGAUCGUUUUAACAGCCUUGGUUAUAUUUGUAGUUUCUUUAGUCGAAAAAAAGUAAAAAUUCCUUUUGGGAUCCAACUGUGGCAUAAGAGAUGACUUGGGUUACGUGCUGGUUCUGAAAAACUUCUCUUUUUAGUUAGAUCUUGAGUUGUGCCGCAUGAACUUCAUAUGUAGACGUUAAUCUGUACUCACCCGGUAGAGGUUCCUCUUUGAAAUUUUUCUAAAAUCUGUCUAGUUCUCGUUAAUUUGGCAUCUUUAUUUAAGCAAUGCAGUUAAUUUUAAAAUAGCUUUGCGUGUUCUGUAUAAAGUUUUAUUUGUGAAGCCUUUGUAUGGUGAUGUGGGUCAUAUUUUGUGUUAAGUCACUUGAUUAUAUAUUCUGACCAUCCUUUCGAUGCUCCUCGGAGCGAAUAAGUACCACAGUUCAGACGACUUAUCAGUAGCAUGCCGGAAACCGUUUUUGUAGCCCAUGUCGUAGAAAUACCUCUCAAGACAGACAAGAUCCCGCAAUUUUCUGCAAAUGAAAUCAACGGUAGCACCAAUGCUGUUUUUACAAGCACAGGCUCGGUGUUUAAGUAAAAACGCCCUCAGUCACGAAGGGGCGAAAAAGCGAGUAAAUACACACGGUUAUUCCUCAAAAAAAAAAACCUGAACCGUGCAAAGAAAGCACAUGAGAAAUACAGCGCGGCAAUAAAAAGAGCAGGUAUCAGGCCGCACAAUAAAAGUAUCCUAAACAAACGUUAUUAAAGUGGAGGCAAUGGAGAACGAUCCAAAGUUAGGUGCAUGUUACCUACGUGUACGACCUAAACUGUGAACUUGAUCUCGUUAAAACUGGUCAGUAUUAAGUGGUGUGAUUUACACAAGGAGUGGUUCAUUUAAAAAGAAACCGUUCAACGAAAAUAGAUUGUAUUCCGAACUUAGAAAUGUUUGUUUCGUAAUAGGUCACAAACAGAAGCACGUGGAGCGUGAUUCUCGCGAAGAAGUCGACUCGGACGGUCCCGUUCACCCUUCAGAUGUGUUCUGUUGUGUACCGGGCAGGCUGUCUCUUCUUAGUUCUACAUCAAAGUACAAGGUCACAGUUGGCGAAAUCCGCAGGCGACUCUCACACCCCGAGUGUCUGAAUGCUUCGCUGCUGGGUGGAGUGCUUCGGAGGUAUGUGCGUGAUCAACGGCAAUUUUUUUUAAAAAAAAUCAAAAUCGUCACAUGACAAGCCUGCGACAGAGAAAAGGAAUUGAAUUGUUUUCUUUCUCUACCAGGGCCAAGUCUAAGAAUGGGGGUAAAAGCUUGCGUGACAAGCUAGAGAAGAUCGGUCUGUCACUUCCGGCGGGGAGAAGGAAGGCAGCACAAGUCACACUACUUACAUCACUGGUAGAAGGUAAGUACUGAAACUGUUAUUUCUGUUAGGGGGUAUGGUAGCGGUGUAUAGCAGGUAUAAGCCGUGAAUUUUGAUGAAAUAGAUAUAAGAGGUUAUUCGCAGGGAGGUGGUAUAGUUACAGCAAGAGACUCGUUGCAUUCUUAUUUUUAAUCGCCAUUUCCUCAGUAACUACUUUUAGAGUUAUUUUAAUAACCUUUAUAGUCACCUGUAAGAAAGCUGUUGGAUAAUUUUCAUUUAAAUAUUUAAAUCUGGAUAGAAAAGAUUUUAUUUAUCCCUGUUCAAAUUGCGAAGUACCUGGAAGUAAAGACUCCUGUUCUCUAAAAGUUGUUUUUUUCAAGUGAAAUUUAGUCUGGAACUUUGCGACGACUCCGAUAAAGUCAGUUCUAAUAUCUGUUUUGUUUGAUCUUAUUGUAGGCGAGGCCGCUCAUUUAGCCGCGGAUUUUGAUUACGUAUGUGAAUCUGAAUUUCCUGCUGCACAGCUGGCCGAGAGACAGUACAGACAACACGCAGAACCAUCCCAGCAACAAUCUAGGAAAAACGCCAUACUCGCGGCCAAGUACGACAUAUUUCUUUCUUUAGUUAAUUAGCAAGUAACUAAGGAUUUGCACACUAUACCGGCGCCACGGCAUGAACAACAACGGCCCGUGGAGGCACAAGUGGUUCACACACAUGGAACAUUGCGCCGGCACAGUUGGCCGAGAGGGUUUGGAGCACUAAACUGUAGUCUUCACUCCUUAAUAUUUACUUCUGUCUCAGUGGGUUUUAGUCCUCGCUCCAACUUAUUUACUUCGGCGACGGGCCGAAUGGAUCAGUGUUCACACUGUCCGAAAGUAUGGCACAAAACCUAUCCGAUAUGUGACGCUCCACUUUCGUGAUCGGCCCGGCGUAGCUUCGCUCCGUCACAGAAAUCGCUCCUCCCCAACUGUUCUUGUGCGUAAACGGAAGCCUUAUCCGGCGGGUCUGAUUUUCGAGGCGGCGCAAAAGUUGUGCAGUAUAGUGUACAAAUAGCCUAAGUCGCUGUAUGAUUCUCUAGUUAAAAGCUCUUGUGUAGGCUCUAGAGGAAUGCAAAAUGCCCGCUAACUCUGUUUCUGAUCUAUCUCCGCAUUGCCGUUUUCCUCCUUUCAUUUGCCUUCGUAUUCCUUUUUCGGUCCCCGGUCUUCUCUCUAUUUGAAAAUUUGGGGAAUUGAUUGCUAUGUCACACUACACCGUACGAUGUUGAAAUAAACAUUAAGUUCUCUCAAUGUUUGGUAUUCAUGUAUAUCCUUUCUUUCAGACAAUUGACAAAAGAACUUCAAGACGUUCUUGCACAAGACCCCUACCCUAAGACCAGGCUACCCAACAGUAAUCUACCGGACUCCAUCUUACGAAGCCUUAAUCAGUUUGGACUCGUGACUCACGGUUUUGGGUCGCCGGCUAUUAAUGCCGCCAUGAAUGCUUUCCAAGCAUACUUAGGUGAACUGCUUAAAUUACAUGAAGGAAACGUCCCAUCGAGUGGAAACACUGGAGGUAGAAAUCAAAAUAUUGUUAAAAAUGGCGAGGCCUGAUUGGAUGUUAUAUAUUAUCAACAGUUACUGUACAUUUAGAGAAGAAAUUAAAUUUGUACCCAUAGAUAGUGUAUUACAUUGCAGAACGACUGGCGUACGAAGCCACUGUCCCCGGACUUUAAACAUGUAUAGAAUAUAUUAUAAUCAUAAACGACAGAGAGAAAAAUGUGCUACUUUCUCUAUUCAGUAAUAGACUGGACAGAGGAGUGACCGGGUGGGUCCGUAAAUCCCCCCCGGAGGGGAAACUCCCAUGUGGCAGGAGGAUACUCGUCGGGAAAUUGGAAUCAGACCCCGAAAAGAUAACAUUGUGGUAGUGCCUAAAACUUAUUGUUUCUCCUAAAAGAUAGUAAUCGAAAAGAGAGAGCCAAAUAGAGCGAUAGCAAUCUUAAUUGCGGUAAAAAAGUUUUUGAUUUUUUCUUUUUCUUUCUUUAUUUCCUGACGCACAGCCGUAAGUAAAACCCAUGUGGGUAAAACCAUUGGCGUUUUGAACACUCUAAGUGAAACUAAAAUAAGCAAUUUGCACUCCCAAACAAGACCACGGGCAUCCUCGCCCUUUCUAAGGGGAAUCCCCCAGGAAUUAAAUCUCAGAAAACAAUAUAUUUGUGGCUAUUUGUAAUAAAUCAGUUCAACUCUUAGCUAUUCUUAAACAUUCAGUCAACUGAGGCUGCCUCCAUUCGACUCUGUGCACUGUACGCUGGUAAAUUGGUAUGAAUUUAAACGUUCCCUUAACAACUUAUCCAUUCUAAGAAUGGCUUGUUCCAUGCUUUCAAGACAAAAAAAACUGAGAAAGCUAGACUUUGAAGAAAAGAGAAAGGAGGAAGAGAAGGCGGGCGGGACUGUGGGCUCUUCGGAUCCCAGGGCGUUCGCUCUUCUUUUCGCUCGUCCUAACGAACUGAGGGCUUGGAGCAGUCCACUUAAAAGACUGAAAAAUAUCCGUUAGUGUGGACCUGAAUCGUAAGUUUGUAUGCGUUCACACAUGGCCUACGAGCAAGCUCCGCAUUUUGGGGAGUCGCGAGAAGUCACUCGUGAGCUGCACCGAAAGGAUACGUUUCACCACUCGCUCGCGCGUUUUCUGGCGACUCGCUUCCCUCGCCGGACACGGAGAGCUUGCUCGCAGUUAGUUAUUUUUCAUCCAGCUUUUAGAGCAGUGCAGAAUUCAUCCACAGGGAACAGUUUUUAACGUUUGGUCAAUUUCCAGGUACAAGCUGGCCUCAUCCAAACCCUCGGCGACCUUUUAGGAGUGUAGUGAUCCAAGAAAUUAUCUUUUUGUUAUGUUUUAAAAUUCCAGUUGCUAUCAAUAUUUUGCUGUUGCGUUGUAAAAUAUUUAUUUAACAUUCUUGUGAUAUAUGUAUCAAAAUGGUUUCUUUGCACAUUGAGAAUAAUCCUUUGCUAUGAUCCCACACUCAGGCCCUAUGACAUUUUGUUUGCUCGCGUGAUCCUAGGUUGCAUUUGGGCUUGAGGCUAUUCCUUUCUCAGGUUUAGGAAUUAUCAUAAAUUUUGUGUUAAAACACUCUCGAUUGAGAGUUUAAAGUUUAGCCUUUUAAGUCCUGAGGGUGAUCAACAUCAAUUUUCUCCUAACAAAAUCAGUACAUAGUAAAGAUAAAAAGUUAUGAGAAUCAAUGGGAUGAUCACCGAAGGGAAAGUGUUUUGAUUUUUUUAACAAAUUCCCUCAACUAACUCUUUAAGAAAAUGUGUGGAGAUCAGUCUGGGGGAAUUUGUAUGUCUGGAGAAUUUGUGUAUUGGGACUUCAAGGGUUAACAAACGGUUUGAUUUCUUCUUCUGAAUCAACGCCUCAUGCACCGAACUUCUGCUUAAAAAGAGAGAGAACUGAUUUGCACAAAACGCGAUUUUCUAUUUAAGAGUUAUUUAAAAGAUUCUUUGCGAUGUAUUGCACCUCAAGCGAACUAGCUAUAUGAACCUUCUCUUACAAGAAAGCGAAUAAUUGGUUUUGGUCGUGGGAUGGGAAAACGUCUUGCAUCGAAGCUCCUUUGCCAAUUCACUGAUAAAUGAUAAGGCUUUUAAGCAAAAAAAAAUAGUAAAUAUAAAAGUUUAAAAUAACAAAUCCUUAAAAUCACUUUUGUGCAAAUUGGAAUUUCUUUAUAAGAGAAGCCGUUGGACGUACUCUCAGUUUUUUAUUUGGGUCUUUGGGUAGCGAUGGUCUUAAUGCUUCUAAGCUAAAAAUGUGUUCGCAAAAAGUAUUACAAAUUAGAAUUCAGAAAUAAUAAGUAAAUAAAGAAAUUAUACUUCAGUGGAUCACUUGUGAUCAAAAUACAUGCGUUGUUCAGGUUAUUUUCUUAAAGCUAUAUCUUUGGCUAACCUGUGAGCAGAGGUUACUGACCACCAUUUUCGGGGAGUGAACCGCUCUUAGGGUAAUCUUUGAUUUGCUUCUCAACAGGACCCAACAUCCCAAUUUCUCCGUAUACAAUUCUACAAUAAUUUCAAACAGUCAGAAUAAAGACAAACAUAAACCAGA